Chironomus riparius is the source of this 2213-nucleotide messenger RNA. Lineage: Eukaryota; Metazoa; Arthropoda; Insecta; Diptera; Chironomidae. The record is from the annotation of a GenBank genome assembly.
AAAAAAGGCAAAAAGUUUCGUGUUGUAAAAAUGUUAUAAUUUAAUGAAUUUAAAGUAGUUUCAAAAUAAAGUGAUAAUGUUUUCUGUUAAUGAUAUAUUGUUAAAUGAAUUUCAGUUCAAAAAAAUGAACGAAAAUAUAUUAAAUUGGACAAUAGAAAAUGUUAAAAAUUUCCUCAAAGAUAAAAUUGAAAGUAAAGAGAUUUUAAAUGCAAUAAUUGAGCAUAAAAUAGAUGGCAAAACUCUAUUAUUGAUAAAUGAGAGAGAUUUGUAUUCAUUGGAAGCAAAAUACAAUAUCCUUUUGGGUGAUCUAAAGAAGUUUUCUUUAAUUAUUCACAAACUUCAAUCCGAGAAUAGAAAUUGUCUGGUUUAUCUCGGAUUAAUCGACAGCCAAAGCAAUCUGAUUAACAACUUAUUAAAUUCUAAUUCACAACAUCGUAGUACCUUUCAAUCACAUCAUCAUAACAUCCUGACUGAAAGAAAUCAUCUACACGAUAUAGAUAUUUCACCACCAAAUUCUGUUGACGGCUCUAAUUCAGGAAAAUGCUUUGCAACAUGUAUUCAGCCUGAAUUCUUCAAAACUAUAGUUAGUUUAGGCUAUGCUUUCUUGGUGACUUGGUUAACUGCUUUUGUGAUGGUGGUGGUACAUGAAAGAGUUCCAGACGUCAAGAAAUAUCCUCCUUUGCCGGACAUAUUCUUGGAUAACGUACCUCAUAUUUCUUGGGCUUUCUUUGCAUGCGAAGUCACAGGUGCGAUUCUGUUUAGUGUUUGGGUCUGCGUGUUAAUAUUUCAUAAAUAUAGAAUGAUUCUUCUACGAAGGUUUUUUGCUCUCGGUGGAACAGUUUUCUUGUUGAGAUGCUUCACGAUGCUAAUUACAUCUUUAAGUGUACCAGGAUCUCAUCUGCAAUGUCAAUCAUCAGACCACAAAUUUGAUGAUGGCGAGGAUUUUAAUGUAUUCGAAAUGCUUGUUAAUAGAAUAAGUCGUGCUUAUACUAUCUGGAGUGGUUUGGGAAUGUCAAUUCAGGGAGUCCGAACGUGUGGAGAUUACAUGUUUUCAGGACAUACUGUUGCAUUAACAUUACUCAACUUUUUUAUUACUGAAUAUACACCAAGAAACCUUUACUUUUUACACACGAUAACAUGGCUCCUUAACAUGUUUGGAAUAUUCUUCAUUUUGGCAGCUCAUGAGCACUACUCAAUUGAUGUAUUCAUAGCAUUUUAUAUAUCAUCUCGUCUGUUUCUGUAUUAUCAUACAUUAGCAAAUAAUCAGGCGCUAAUGUCACAUGAUUCAACGAGAACAAGAAUUUGGUUCCCUCUAUUCUCGUAUUUUGAGAGCUGUGUGGAAGGAAUCAUUCCUAACGAAUAUAAUGCCCUAGGCGAAAUAUUUAUGACAUUAGGAGGCUGGCUUAUAAACCUAAAAGACUUGUGUAUGUUGACUGCUCGAAGAAUUUGGCUGACACAAAACCAAAGUCGUACUGAAUCGAAUAAAAGACAGAAAAGAUCUCAAUCGCAAACAACUCCUAAAAGAAUUAAUAAAAUAUCGACAAACGGAAAUAAUGACAAAAUAAGACGAUCGAUGACCAAUUUAUCUUCAGCACUAAUUGAUGAUACUGAUAGAACUGUCAGUACAAGAAAAUCUGUAAAUUGUGGACCAAAAAAGGAAAACUGAAUGAAUCACUUAGGAUAAGAAACUUAUCCUCCUUAUAUUUUAACUACUUCUUCUAGUCUCCUUUCAUUAAUGACGGUGAAAUUUUAGAAGCAAUAAUUGGCAUAUUUAUAUUCAUUUCUCAUUAACUCGAAGUCUUGAUUGGAUUUAAAUUGAUUGACUGAUUUGAGCUUGGAGAGACCAAACAUGAAAAUAUUCGUUAGGAAUUUAUUCAACUCCAGUCAUUUUCUAUUCAUUAUAAAUAUCAUUGGCACAUUCCAUUAUUAUCUAUUUAAUUAAAUCAUAAAAUUUCAUUCUCAUUUGAUUAGAUUUAUCACAUCAUGAAUCGUUUAGAGAAAAAAAAAAACUUGUAUAUUUUUUACCGAAUCGUGCUUUGUCCAAUUUUUGCAUAAAAUGCGCACAAUACAAACUUGUGCUUCUAUUCUUUCUUCUUCUCAACAUUAUUGAACUUAAUUAAGAGUAAAAGGAAUUAAAACAUUAUGAACUGUAUAGAAAAAAAUAUAUUUAUUAUUAUAAGUUAUUUAACUAUAAUAAUAAAAUUAAUUUGUUA